AUGCCCUACAACACCACAGCAAUUCCUCCCCGAAAGGAGGUCACAGGUCAAACUCAGUUGCCUCACCCCGACAUCACCGUCUGCUCCAACAACGCCGCCUUCGUAAUCACUCUGGCAACGGAAAUGUUCAUCCAACACCUAGCCUCGGAAGCCCAAAACAUGGCCAAAGCCGAGCGCAAGCCCCGCCGCAACGUGCAAUACAAGGACGUGGCCGCCGCCGUCUCCCACCACGACAACCUCGAGUUCCUCGAGGACGUGGUGCCCAAGACUUCUUCCUACAAAGCCAUCAAGGCGCAAGCAGCGGCCGCGCGGGCCCGCGUCAAAGGCGGGAGCGAUGUCGUGGUUCCGCCUGCGGGGACUGCUGCUGCUGUCGUUUCGGCGCCGGCUGUUAUGGGGGGACUGGCGGCUCCUGAGGGGGUUAUGCUUUCUUUGGAGCAGGGGCAUGGACAGCUGGGGCAGCAGGGUGAUCAUGGUGAUGAGAGGGAUCGGAUGGCGAUGCUGCCGAAUGCUAAGAAGCAGAAGGGGUCCGGCGGGUUGCAGCAGACGUCGAUUUUGAUGUCUAUGAAUGGGGGGUUGGCUACGGGCAGUGGUACCAGUGGAAGCAUUGGAGGGCUGGCGGCGCCGGUGAAUGGACUCGGUGCUGGCGGGGUUAAUACCGGGAUUACCAAUAUGGGUGUCACCACGACGGGUGUGGGCAUGUCGUCGGCUUCGGGACGGCCGUUUAGUUCUACUCCUGGUGUGAUGGGAGGAGGAGGACUGAAUAGGGGCAUCUUGUCGGCGUCGCCGCCGGCUACUACGUCGGACGAGGAUCCUAGCGCCCAGUUGCAGAUGGAGAUGAGGCAGGCGGCGUCACAGCAGUAUCGGGGUCACGAUGGGGAUGUGGAUAUGACGGGUUAG
This is a messenger RNA of Neurospora tetraspora, 897 nucleotides long. RefSeq lists its product as uncharacterized. Gene Ontology annotation, biological process: DNA-templated DNA replication. The coding region runs from base 1 to 897 and encodes 298 amino acids. Gene Ontology annotation, cellular component: CHRAC; nucleus. Lineage: Eukaryota; Fungi; Ascomycota; Sordariomycetes; Sordariales; Sordariaceae. The record is from RefSeq and is a predicted model, not a curated record. The transcript has 2 exons. Gene Ontology annotation, molecular function: protein heterodimerization activity.